Punctularia strigosozonata HHB-11173 SS5 is the source of this 993-nucleotide messenger RNA. RefSeq lists its product as uncharacterized. Gene Ontology annotation, molecular function: flavin adenine dinucleotide binding; oxidoreductase activity. NCBI's taxonomy places the organism in Eukaryota, Fungi, Basidiomycota, Agaricomycetes, Corticiales, Punctulariaceae. The transcript is spliced from 9 exons. The record is from RefSeq and is a predicted model, not a curated record. Bases 1 to 993 code for a protein of 330 amino acids.
AUGGCUACAGGGGGUCCGAAAUCCGAUUGCGAUGUGAUGAUCGUUGGAGGCGGAACCGCCGCCAGGGUGAUUGCAGGGAGACUGGCGACGGCGGACCCCAGCCUGCGGAUCCUCGUCCUAGAAGCCGGUCCGCACACAAAGGACCAAUUGCUCCAUACGCAGCCAGCGCGCCACCUUUUACCAACCAGCACUACUGUCAAGUUUUAUGUGGGCAACAAGAGCGAGCAUUGGGAUGGCCGUCAAGCGGUCGUCUCCUCUGCGGCCUGUCUCGGCCGGUGGUUCAGCAUCAAUUUCACGAUGUAUACUCGGGCGAGUGCUUCGGAUACGACGAUUGGAAGAAUCUGUUUUCCGCUACAGACGGAAACGUAUCAAGUUGCGGAAGGCAGGCCCACUCAUGGCUACGAAGGUCCUUUGAAGGUUUCGUAUGGCGGCCUCUUCACCAACGUCGGAACACAAUUUCUCGAUGUUGCCUCAGCGUACGACCCGGAACGCUAUUCCCUCGAAGAUCCCAAUUCUCUCCACGCGAUCAAUGGCUACGGGCGAUGGCAAAAAUGGAUCAGCGAAUACAAUGGCACUCGUUCGGACGUGCCUCAUCACUACCUAUAUAAUCAGUCACACAACAAGAACCUAGCCAUCGAAACCGGCUGUCUUGUUCGUCGUGUCCUGUUCGAUGCUCUCGAUGUCGGAGGCAAGCUGCGCGCGACUGAUGCGGAACUAAAUAAAUUCGGCCCUUUUUUCAAGAAGCAAUGGAAUGAGUUCUUUGCCACGGAUGAGCACCAGGAUAAGCCCGCAUAUUGGCUCGGUGCGGUCUCAAUGCUUGUGGGGGACCCGAGUACUUCUCCUCAUCGGAAAUAUUUCUUUGUGGGGUAUAUGGUCGAGUAUCCCUCGUCCAGGGGACAUAUCCAUAUCACAUCCAAGGACGAUGUCGAUUUUCCGCCUAACUUUACUGUAGCAGGCUGGUUAACCUCAUCUUCCUAUUCAACGCCACGCUGA